This is a messenger RNA of Pristis pectinata (smalltooth sawfish), 6290 nucleotides long. RefSeq names its product CD83 molecule (gene cd83). The coding region runs from base 58 to 678 and encodes 206 amino acids. The transcript is spliced from 5 exons. Lineage: Eukaryota; Metazoa; Chordata; Chondrichthyes; Rhinopristiformes; Pristidae. The record is from RefSeq and is a predicted model, not a curated record.
UUGACUUUAAAGCCGCCCUAAUUUUGAAUCGCCCAGUUUCCCGCAGUAACUGUGACCAUGGAACUGCUGCUCGGCUCGACAGUGAACGCGUUUGUCAUCUUAACGCUGCACUCUGCAGUGCUCCUCUACCUCGGUGCAGAGGGGACGAGGGAAAUUGCUGUACAACUGGGCGAGGAGGCGAGGUUACCCUGUGAAGCCCAGGAGAAGAAUGAGGUCCAGUACCAUGGUAUCAGCUGGUACAAGGUAGCUGACGAUGGUAUCAGGUUAUCAGGAAUUAUUCUAAAGAAUUUCAAUGAGAAAACUCCCCGGAAGUAUCGAGGUUGCACCACAUCAGUUGAAUUGUCAUCUUUCAGACCCUAUACCUUGAUUAUUUACAAUAUCUCCAGUGAAGACAUGGGAACGUACCAUUGUUCCUUGUGGGCACCAAUCGGAGAAGAAAAUAAGAAGGGAUUUGUGAUAGUGAAAGAAAUGGGUGGUGCAAGCUCAGAAAGUAUGGACUGGAUGAUGAUACUAUCCAUAGCAAGUGGAUUGUGCCUACUUUCUUUACUGUGUUUAUAUCUUAUGAUCAAGAAAAGGAUCACAGGAAAAGAAGACUACACAAAACUGAUCAGCAAGGAUUUGAGGGAUUCCAGUCAAAUUCAGGGACCAUUCAGGGACAACAUACUCACCGUAACGUGACUCUAUGCUGAUGGCAUGAAGAUGAGCAGCUCCACCAGGGAAAGGUUGGAGUGACUUGGUUGGAUGGAAGGCUUGCACACCAGGCCCACUGCAAGUGCCAGAGGCAAAAUGAGGAUGCACACAGUUGCCAGUGGUUCCUGGACUCAGCUACACCUGAUUUUUGUGCACAAAUAACAUACCAAGCAACACGUGUUCUUACAAGCAGGUACUGUGCCCAUUUCCUGUUGAACUCCCAUUCAUCGGGAAGUUGGCCAGGUACUUCCUGUUAAGACACAAGACUGCAGAUGCUGGAAUGUGCAUCAGCAAACAAUCAGCUGGAGGAACUCAGCGGGUCGAGCAGCAUCUGUGGAGGGGAAUGGGAACUGUCAACGAAACCCUGCUUCAGGACUCAUGCAGGGUUUCGACCCAAAACGUCCGCAGUUCCUUUCCUCCCACAGAUGCUGCUCGGCCGCUGAGUUUCUCCAGCAGAUUGUGCGUCGCUCCAGAUUCCGGCAUCUGCGGUCUCUCCUCUCUGAAACCCUGCACCAGACUGGUCAAGUAACCUGCCAAGCCCUGAAAUGUGGGAGGAAGCAGGAGCACCCAGAGGACUGGCAACCCAGGUUCAAUCCUGACCCACCAGUGUUGUAUGUGUGGAGUGUGCACAUUCUUCCAUUGACCACAUGGGUUUCCUCCCCGGUCCAUGAAUUGUGUUGGCAGGUUAAUUGCCCACCUUAAAUUGACCUUAAAUUAAAUUAAUGGCGAUGCAGCUGUGUGAGAGAGUGUGCAUUGCAGGGGUAUGGAGAAUAGGACUGAUGGUGUUACUCCACAAGGAGCAUGCAUGGACCAGAUGGAGUGAAUGGCCUGUGCGGUUUAGGAGUGUACAGCUGUACACAGAACCUUACUUGGUGCUUGGGAUCACAAGAUCACAAGACAAGGGAGCAGAAGCAGGCCAUUCGGCCCAUCGAGUCUGCUCCAAGGAAAAGGGAAAAAGAAAUGGGGUGGGAAAAAAAGAAGAAAAGAAAAGAAAAAAAAAACUAUUCUAAUCCCAUUUUCCAGCCUUAUCCCCAUAUCCCUUGAUACCCUGACUAUUUAGAUAUCUGUCUAUCUCCUCCUUGAAUACCCCCACUGAUCUGGCCUCCACUGCUGUGCGUGGCAAGGAGUUCCACAAUUUCACCACCCUCUGGGUAAAGAAAUUUCUCCUCAUCUCUGUCUUGAAACUGUACCCUCUAAUUCUAAGAUUGUGCCCUCUGGUCCUGGACACGCCCACCAAGGGAAACAGCCUAGCCACAUCUACUCUAUCCUUACCUGUCAACAUUUUAAAUGUCGCUACGAGGUCCCCUCUCAUCCUUCUGUACUCCAGCGAGUACAGUCCAAGAGCCGACAAACGCUCAUCAUACUUAAGCCCUUUCAUUCCUGGAAUCAUUCUCGUAAAUCUCCUCUGAACCCUCUCCAACAUCAGCACAUCCUUCCUAAGAUGUGGGGCCCAAAACUGCGCACAGUAUUCCGAAUGAGGCCUCACUAGCGCCCCGUAGAGCCUCAUCAACACUUCCUUACUUUUAUAAACUAUACCUCUCGAGAUGAAUGCCAACAUAGCAUUCGCUUUCUUAACCACCGAUCCAACCUGGUGGUUAACUUUUAAGGUAUCUUGUACGAGUACCCCCAAGUCCCUUUGUACUACCGCACUAUCAAUCUUCUCUCCUUCUAGAUAAUAAUCUACCCGCUUAUUUCUGCUUCCAAAGUGUACAACUGCACAUUUCUCAACAUUGAAUCUCAUCUGCCAUUUCCUUGCCCAUUCUCCUAAACUGUCUAGGUCCCGUACCCAGCGACUGCUGCUGAGUUUGUUACCACAGUGGAAUCCUUAGGCUGGUGUGCAGCCAAACCAAGGGAAGAAGAGGCCACAAGUUCCCUCACAUCCAGCAAGAGUGGAUGAGAGAGACCACAGGAUCUGGUGGUUUCUCAAUACAAGGGUCAGGCACUGUCAGUCACCAUCAAUGGCCCCCACUCACUGUGGUAACCAGUUUGCAGCCCUGAGCCCUGAAUCUCAGCACUGAGUGACUGCACCACUCACCUCAGCCUGCCCAACACCAACCCUCAUAGGCAGCCUCUCCACACCGAGCUCUGGGACAACUCUUGGUGCAUACCAGUGGAGGCAGGGAUUCACAUCAGGUACCUGCCACAACCACCUGCAACCUGAGUCGAUGUCUUUUAUAAAGUAUAGGGGAUACGUACCUACAAUGCUGGAACUGAAGCUAACAAAUCAGUGCCCUGGAAGGUAAUGCCAAGCACAGUAUGAAAUAGAUGACGUGACUUCUCUCCCCCACUUACCAUACCCUCUUCCCGUAUCAACCCUUCCACACUCACCACAACCCUGCUCCACUCAUGACUCCUUUCCCACUCGUACCCUCUUUCAUUAAAAGGAAUUAAUGUAGAAAUAGUCUAAGUGGGUGGUUGAUGAUCAAUGGGUGAAGGGCCUGUUUCUGUGCUGUAUCUUUCUAUGUUUCUUUGCAUUCUGCCCUAUUUCCAAUCGCUGAGAGCAGCCCCUCCAACACUACCCUGCCACCUCAUCUUCAGUCACCCACCCCUGCUCCAUCCCACUCAUCAUAAUCCACUCUGUUGUACCACCUACCCCCAACACUCACAAGGCACAUAAGUUAACUACCUGAAAAUGUAUUUUUAAAAUGAUCUUGCAGAAAAGUUGUUACACGACAGAUAAGGGUUAUUUGGAAUCUGCCAGGGAAAAGAAUGAAGUGAGGAUAUUGAAGGCAUUCACCACGUAAACACGAAAAAUGCUUGAAACACUCAGCAGCUGAGGCAACUUAAUGUCCACAAGCUGUAUCCUAUGCAGACCACCUCUGAUAAAGACCAACAUUCUAUUAGACUUUCAGAGUAGUUUAAAUUCAUUGGGACUGCCAAGAAAGGACUGGCUUGCUUCUGAACUUCCAUUACAAGGCAUAACAUACCUUGUAGGUCUUCUAACCGCAAUGAUAUUUUACUUAGUUCUCUCCAGAGGAAGAUAUCAAAUAGUCAACGAUUGACUUAGGGUUGCACUGUGUGUUCCAACAUUACACAAUGGUGAUCUCACUUCUGCACCAUUUCCAAUAGGUCUAUCUUUGUUAAGCCUUUAUUCUUCUAAUUGAUUAUCUUCGUCUGCUCCAUACCUUUGUCCAAUUAUUUUCCAGCUUCAUUGUGUUAACCACUUAUCUUCUGCUGCUUCAUUUCAGAAUCCAUUUACUUAAUCUGGUUGGAGUGAGAAUCUGGGCCUCCAGACUCCUCCUGGAAAAUAGAGAGUCUUCCUUGUUUGGGAAUUGGAGAAUUCAUACCUUCAACUGGUUUUGAAGUUGUCAAGGCCUGAUCGAUUGUUAGGCCCAAACAGUGUUGGCUUCUUCACAAUUGUUGGCAUUUAUUAAUGACUGCUUUCCAUAAUUGCAUAGACCACAAAGUGUGCAGCAUCUGGGCUGCUAACUGACUCGUUCUAGGGGUCAUUUUCCCACUUAGCUCUUCUGACAGGAUUACUCAUCAGCUGGCACCAUAAAUGCAGAAUUGCAAAGCCAUCAUUUCAAAUGACUGGCUUUUCCUUUCUCUGCAGUGUACAGGGCACAGCUAAGGCGCUAUAGAGGCAUAGACCUUUGGAUAUUAAGUCUUCAUGACGUGCAGCACUAUAGAUGGUGAGAAGUGCAAACUUACAGUGAAAAACAUGCAGAAUAUAAUUGAUAUGAUUCAUGCUGGGUGGUGUGUGCCUCUUUCAACCUGUUUAUUAUCAUUAGCUCCAAAACAAAAUUCUCUCCAUAUGAAUCACCUCAAUGAUUUUUCCUGAUGAUCACUUUAGCAGAUUUUCAUUUUGGCCAUUAAAUUCGGAAACGUAAGGUAUUAAAGAAAGUCAUGUGUACCAUCUGUUAUUAAAUCAUCAGAAUCUGGGGGAUCAGAGUGAACCAGGAAAUUAAGACAAUAUUUAUCCUACGAUGUUGGGGCCAUACAGGAGAUAGUGGGAAGAUCUCUUCCAUAUUAUCUAUUACCUCAUGCACUUCCAUUUUUGUUGCCUCCUUCCAUGAGCUUUAGGGGAGCACAUUGAUAUUUCAAAGGGAUUUAUUUUUCACCAUCAUGCGUUUCCACAAAUAUACUAUCACCUCCUGGUGGAGAGCAGCACCAGCCGACAACUUGCACCAGAUGAUGAUUCCCUAUCUUAGGAAAGUGGGGAACGUGAGGGUGGCACAGUGGUAGUGCCAAUGACCCCGGUUCAAUCCUGACUUCGGGUGCUGCCUAUGUGGAGUUUGCAUGUUCUCCCUGUGCCCACAUGGUUUUCCCCUGGAUGCUCUGGGUUCCUCCCACAUCUCAAAAAUGAAUGGGUUAGUUGUUUAAUUGGCCACUGUAAAUUACUCCAAGUGUGUAAGUGAGUGAGCUAGGGCAGCAUUAGUGAAAAUGGGUGAUAGGUGCAGACUCAGUGGGCCAAAGGGCCUGCUCCUGUGCUAUAUGACUCUAACUAGAAAGGACGUAAAUAAAUAAUUAUGGCAUUGUCCACCAGUAGUUUGGUCAGUGGGUCUGUCUGAGUUGGCGAAGUGAUGUAGAUCUUCUGUAUUGGGGAGGGGAUUGUUAUCUGAUUAAAUAUUGACCUUGAACCAACUAUGGUUAUAUAAUCAGAAGCAAAUCACCUAUCCGAGGGAAUAGGAUGGAACCACUUCAUUCUCAGGCAUUCACUUCCCCAAUGUUGCUGGCCUUCAUUAGGUAAUACUAAUGGACAGGGGUCCUGCCCUAUGUGAUCACAGCAAGUGUGCUCUUCUUAUGCACAACUCUUAACAAGCAAGUGAGACAAAUCUUCACCUGCUCUUGAAGUUUUCAAAUCUGUGCAAAUAAAAUAAUGAAUCUUCUUAUGUGGAUUCAUCAACUCACCAACAUUCAGUCUCUUUGUGGAUCUACCAAUUCUAGAGACAUACAGCAUGGAAACAGGCCCUUUGGCCCACUGAGUCCAUGCCAACCAAACACCCUUUUUUUUACACUAAUCCUACCCUUUCACGAUUUAUUUAUUUAUUCUGUUUUCCAAACUUGAGCUGUGCUUCUGAGCUUAUUACAUACACAUGAUUCCAGUCACUGAUUGGUGUGGAAAAAUCUGGCCAUACUAAAGUAUUAAAUUAGUUCAAGUUAAGAGGAAAUAUUUGCAGAAGAGAAAUCAUGAACUAAGCAUGUGCAAUUUUAUUGACUUGGGCUCCUGAUCAGCAAAUUGCAUCCAAUUUGAUAAUGUAUUCUGUCUUUGUAACACAGUGCAUGUGUUGAAAGCUUUCUGACUACAGUACUAUUUAAAGUCAAACACCACCCCAGCUUCUUAACAUGCUAACAACCAGCAGAAAAUAGCUUCAUAAAUCAAAGACCUUGGAAUCAAAGAUGUUAUAGCAAAAAAUUGUAAAUCAGGUGGCUGUAAAUGAAGGAAUUACUGUAAUAGUAAAAUCUUCUGGCUACAACUCUAAUUGGGUCACCUGAGCUGAUAAGGGCUGCAAAACUAUUUCAAGCAAAAUACUCUGUCAUAAUCCCCUGCCUUUAAAUAAUGAAAGCAUUGUUGAUGGUGGUUGAACAGAAAUUGGGUUGUUAACAAAUUCUGGCAUUUGUAACUUCAUGCACUUGAAUAAAAAGUAUCAGUAACUGGC